AUGAGGGUAAGAAAGCGUACAUCCAAGAGAACUUCCACUCGUAUGAGAGAAGGUAUUAAAAAGAAGGCUAAUGCUCAACAUAGAAAGGAAAGAAAGAAGGCUAAGACUGAUCCAACAUGGAAAUCAAGAGGUAAGAAGGAUCCAGGUAUCCCAGCAAAUUUCCCAUACAAGGCUAAAAUCUUAGAAGAAAUUGAAGCCAAGAAAUUGAAAGAUUUAGAAGAAAAACAAUUACAAAAACAACAACGUCUACUAGCUAAACAAGAAGCAUUGAGAUUGGCACAAAUGAAUGGCCAGAUGGUUGACGAAAGUGCAUUACCUGAUGAUGAUGAAAAUGGAUUAGCUGCCUUAGUCGAAUCAGCUCAACAUGCAGCACAAGAGUAUAAUAAUAAUCAGGGUUCCGGGAAUAACAAUUCCGUCAGUACUCAAGAUGAUUUAGAAGUCGUUGAUUAUGAUAUUGACUUCUAUGGAUCCAAUGAUGAUGACGAUGAAGGUGAAAGUGAACUAGAAAAAUCAAGAAAAGCUUACGAUAAGAUUUUCAAAUCAGUCAUCGACGCAUCUGAUGUUAUCCUAUAUGUUCUUGAUGCAAGAGACCCAGAAGGUACAAGAUCAAGAAAAGUGGAACAAGCUGUCUUACAAAGUCAAGGUAAGAGAUUGAUUUUGAUUUUGAAUAAAGUUGAUUUGGUCCCACCAUACGUUUUAGAACAAUGGUUAAACGUUUUGAAAUCCAGUUUCCCAACAAUCCCAUUAAGAGCUUCUCCAGGUGCUACAAAUGGUACAUCUUUUAAUAAAAAAUUGACACAAACUGUUACUGCAAGCGCACUUUUGGAAGCUUUGAAAACAUAUUCUCAUAACAGUAAUUUAAAGAGAUCUAUCGUUGUUGGUGUCAUUGGUUAUCCAAACGUGGGUAAAUCCUCAGUUAUCAAUGCCAUUACGGCUCGUCGUGGAAGUCAUACUAAAGCUUGUCCCGUAGGUAACCAAGCUGGUGUUACUACAUCAUUAAGAGAAGUUAAAGUUGAUAAUAAAUUGAAAAUUCUAGAUUCUCCAGGUAUUUGUUUCCCAAGUGAAACCUCUACGAAGAAGAGUAAAGUGGAACAUGAAGCUGAAUUAACUUUAUUGAAUGCAUUACCAUCUAAAUAUAUCGUGGAUCCAUAUCCAGCUGUCUUAAUGUUAGUAAAAAGACUAUCACAAAAUGAUGAAAUGACUGAAAGCUUUAAGAAAUUAUACGAUCUACCACCAAUCCCAGCUAAUGAUGCUGAUACAUUUACUAAACAUUUCUUGAUUCAUAUUGCUCGGAAAAGAGGAAGAUUAGGUAAAGGUGGUAUUCCAAACUUAGCCAGUGCAGGUUUAUCUGUCCUAAACGAUUGGAGAGAUGGUAAGAUUCUUGGGUGGGUGUUACCAAAUGCAUCAAAGACAUCAUCAACAGAACUACAAGAAGCUCAACAACAAACUAUUGGUACUGGUAUAUCGCAAGCUCCUGCAAAGGAACAAGAACAAACUAGUAUUGUUUCUGAAUGGUCAAAGGAAUUCGAUCUUGAUGGUUUGUUUUCCUCUUUGGAUAAUGUUAUUAGUUCCCAAAACGCUGAUACUGAAAUGGACGCUUAA
Naumovozyma dairenensis CBS 421 is the source of this 1602-nucleotide messenger RNA. It is a transcript of the gene NUG1, whose product is annotated as RNA-binding GTPase NUG1. The transcript has a single exon. The record is from RefSeq and is a predicted model, not a curated record. Bases 1 to 1602 code for a protein of 533 amino acids. Lineage: Eukaryota; Fungi; Ascomycota; Saccharomycetes; Saccharomycetales; Saccharomycetaceae. Gene Ontology annotation, cellular component: nucleolus. Gene Ontology annotation, molecular function: GTP binding.